AUGUCUGCUCAAGUGAUUUCUGGUACACAAACAGCUAGAUCUAUCGAAAAUGAUCUCCGUCAGCAAGUGGCGGUCAUGGGUCAACAGCACCCUGGCUUCCAGCCAAAGCUGGCUAUCGUGCAGGUCGGAGGACGAGAGGACUCCAACGUUUACAUCAGGGCGAAGCUGAAAGCAGCAGAAAACAUCGGCAUAGCUGCUGAACACAUUAAACUUCCGAGAGAAAUCUCACAGGCUGAGCUUCUUACAAAGCUGACAAGUCUAAAUGAUUCGCCGUCAGUACAUGGAAUAAUAGUUCAGAUGCCACUGGAUUCGGUCGAGAAAAUCGACUCGCAUCUCAUCACCGACGCUGUCUCCUCGCAAAAAGAUGUUGAUGGAUUAAACACCGAAAACGAAGGCCGUGUGGCGCUGGGUGAUACGUCAGGCUUCGUUUCUUGCACCCCAGCUGGUUGUAUAGAACUGAUCAAACGCACUGGAAUUUCCAUCGAAGGCAAGCAAGCGGUGGUUCUCGGACGCAGUAGGAUAGUUGGAACACCAGUAGCUGAACUUCUCAAGUGGGAAAACGCCACUGUUACCGUUUGCCACUCGAAGACCAAGAACUUAAGUGAAAUCACAAAAACCGCUGAUAUAUUAGUUGUAGCCAUUGGUAGAGCCGAAAUGGUCCGUGGGUCUUGGAUUAAACCGGGAGCGGUAGUAAUAGACUGCGGGAUUAACCCCAUCCCAGAUGCAUCAAAACCCAGCGGCCGAAGGUUGGUAGGUGACGUGGCAUACUCCGAGGCUGUGCAGGUCGCGUCUCAUGUGACCCCUGUACCCGGCGGUGUGGGUCCCAUGACUGUGGCUAUGUUGAUGAGGAACACCGUGUUGGCUGCUAGCAGGCAACUCCAACGUAUAUCUACACCCGUGUGGCCGCUGCAGCCGCUUAGACUUAGCACGGUUUCACCACCUCCAAGCGACAUUGUUAUAGCGCGUUCUCAAAAACCUAAAUAUAUUAGUAAGCUGGCGGAGGAGAUAGGAUUGUUCCCCAGUGAGGUGUCACAAUAUGGUAAUACUAAGGCGAAAAUAUCUUUGUCUGUGCUUGAUCGUCUCCGAAAUCAACAAGGUGGAAAAUACAUCGUUGUAGCUGGCAUAACCCCCACUCCUCUCGGUGAGGGUAAGAGUACGACGCUGAUCGGUCUGGUGCAGGCUCUGGGUGCUCAUCGCGGUAGGAAUGCCUUCGCCGUCAUGCGUCAGCCCAGUCAGGGUCCAACCUUCGGAGUCAAGGGAGGAGCCGCUGGUGGAGGAUACUCACAGGUGAUCCCUAUGGAAGAUUUUAACCUUCAUCUUACUGGUGACAUUCACGCCGUCUCCGCUGCUAACAAUCUCCUCGCAGCUCAUAUGGAUGCCAGGAUCUUCCACGAGCUAACCCAAAAAGACGGUCCUCUAUAUGAUCGUUUGGUGCCGGAAAUUAAAGGAGUCAGGAAAUUCUCCCCCAUUCAGUUGAGAAGAUUGAAGAGAUUGGGAAUCGAAAAGACUGAUCCGAACGCCUUAACACCAGAAGAAAGAGUCAAAUUCGCAAGACUUAACAUCGACCCCAAAAAAGUUAUGUGGAAUAGAGUUGUGGAUUUGAACGAUAGAUAUUUACGUAAAAUUACCAUCGGGCAAUCGCCCACUGAGAAAGGUUUUACCCGUGAGACUAGUUUUGACAUCGCUGUAGCGUCUGAAAUUAUGGCUGUCUUGGCUCUGGGCAAGGAUGUGAAUGAUAUUAAGGAGAGACUCGCGAAUAUGGUCGUAGCUCUGGACACAAACGGCAAACCAGUAAUAGCUGAUGAUCUUGGCAUUACAGGGGCACUAAUGGUGUUGCUUAAGGACGCAUUCGAGCCCACAUUGAUGCAGACUUUGGAAGGUACUCCAGUAUUGGUCCACACCGGACCAUUCGCCAACAUUGCUCAUGGAUGCUCCUCUAUACUUGCCGAUAAGAUCGCCAUGAAACUGGCCCGAGAAAAUGGCUAUGUGGCAACUGAAGCCGGCUUUGGAUCUGACAUCGGUAUGGAAAAGUUCUUUGACAUAAAGUGUCGUUCGAGCGGCGACACCCCUCACUGCGCUGUCAUCGUGAGCACAGUCCGCGCGCUCAAGAUGCACGGCGGAGGACCUACCGUCAGCCCUGGACAACCACUACACUCAGUCUAUGUCCAAGAAAACUUAGAACUGCUAAGCAAAGGACUUUGCAAUUUAGGAAAACACAUCAGCAACGGCAACAAGUUUGGCGUUCCUGUCGUUAUUGCUGUUAAUAAACACGGAAACGACACAGAAGCCGAACUCAACAUGGUCAGAGAAUAUGCAUUGAAAAAUGGAGCAUUCCGUGCUGUUAUUUGUGAUCACUGGGCCAAGGGAGGCGCUGGUGCCUUGGAACUUGCGGACGCGGUGAUAGAAGCCUGCGACCGUCCUUCGAGCUUCCAAUACCUCUAUCCAUUGGAAAUGUCAAUUCAAGAUAAAAUUAAGAAGAUCGCUGUUGAAAUGUACGGAGCUGGGACAGUAGAAUACACAGAUGUGGUUUUGGAGAAAAUUAAAGUUUUGAAUGAUAGGGGCUACGGCAAGCUGGCUAUAUGUAUGGCUAAGACUUCCAACUCUCUCACCGGUGACCCCAGCAUCAAGGGUGCUCCUACCGGCUUCACUCUUCGUAUUAAUGAUAUUUUCGUGUCUGCGGGCGCUGGUUUUGUUGUUCCUAUGGUUGGCGAGAUAUCCAAAAUGCCUGGCCUUCCAACGAGACCCAGCAUCUACGAUAUAGAUCUGAACACCGAGACCGGUGAAAUCGAAGGCCUCUUUUAA
Messenger RNA from Danaus chrysippus (African queen), 2802 nucleotides. The record is from the annotation of a GenBank genome assembly. Lineage: Eukaryota; Metazoa; Arthropoda; Insecta; Lepidoptera; Nymphalidae.